CCUUUGUUUCUGUAAUCGAGUGUUUGUUUUGUCCAUGCAGUCUUUCGUGAAUUCCCUUUCUCUCUCCUAAUUUGUCUUAAUUGUGUUUCCCACUCUCUCUCUCUCUAUAUUACGUGUAUAUAUAUAUAUAUAUAAGUUGUAAAUCACUACUACUACUACUGCUGCAACUUCACUCACCAAUUCUUAAUUUCCACAUACAUAUAUCUUCUUCUUCUCCAGCUACUUCAAUUUGAAUUUGAAUUUGGAUUUGGAUUUGAAUUUCAUUUCCAUUUAUAUAUUAGUUAAUUAAUUUUAUACAAAAAAUAAAGGUCAUGGCCGGCGCCGGAAGGUCUCUGGAGCAGACUCCGACGUGGGCCGUCGCCGUCGUCUGUUUCGUCCUCGUCGCAGUUUCGAUUGUCAUAGAACACAUCAUUCACUUAGUAGGAGAGUGGUUCAAGUCGCGGCACAAAAGGGCGUUGUACGAAGCAUUGGAGAAGCUGAAAGCAGAGUUAAUGCUACUAGGAUUCAUAUCACUACUGCUCACAGUAGGACAAGAUCCAAUUUCGAACAUCUGCAUUUCUAAGGAAAUUGGAGCCACGUGGCAUCCAUGUACCAAGAAACAAGAGACACUAAAGUAUCCCGCCGACAAAACCCGCCGGAAACUUCUCGCCGCCGAUGAUGACGUGUCCACCCGCCGGAUCCUCGCCGCCGGAUACGAUAAAUGCGCAGCCAAGGGUAUGGUGCCAUUUGUGUCGACUUAUGGUAUUCACCAGCUGCAUAUUUUCAUAUUUGUUUUGGCUGUAUUUCAUGUUCUCUACUGCAUUCUCACCAUGGCUUUGGGAAAAACUAAGAUGAGAAGAUGGAAAAGAUGGGAGGAAGAAACCAAAACUGCAGAGUACCAAUUCUCACACGAUCCAGAGAGAUUUAGGUUCGCGAGGGAAACCUCCUUCGGCAGACGCCAUUUGAGCUUCUGGAGCAAAACUCCAGCUUUACUAUGGAUUGUUUGUUUCUUUAGGCAGUUCGUGAGAUCUGUUCCCAAAGUGGAUUAUUUGACUCUACGUCAUGGAUUUAUCAUGGCUCAUUUGGCACCACAAAGCCACGCCAAAUUCGAUUUCCAGAAAUACAUAAAUCGGUCACUUGAAGAGGACUUCAAAGUUGUCGUUGGAAUUAGUCCACCAAUUUGGUUCUUCGCCGUAGUCUUCCUCCUCUUCAACACUCACGGAUGGUAUUCGUAUCUCUGGCUCCCAUUCAUCCCCUUAAUCAUAAUAUUGUUGGUGGGGACAAAGCUACAAGUGAUAAUUACAAAAAUGGGUUUAAGAAUUCAAGAACGUGGCGAGGUUGUAAAGGGUGUCCCUGUGGUUCAGCCUGGAGAUGACCUCUUCUGGUUCAAUCGUCCACGACUCAUUUUAUACCUAAUUAAUUUUGUGCUUUUUCAGAAUGCAUUUCAGUUGGCAUUUUUUGCUUGGAACUCGUAUGAAUUUGGAUUGAGAUCGUGUUUCCAUGAACAUGUGGAGGAUAUCAUUAUCAGAAUUGCCAUGGGGGUUCUUAUUCAAAUCCUUUGCAGCUAUGUUACUCUCCCACUCUAUGCUCUUGUCACACAGAUGGGAUCGAACAUGAAGCCAACAAUAUUCAACGAAAGAGUGGCUGCAGCCCUAAAGAAUUGGCACCACACAGCCAAGAAGCACGUGAAGCAGAGCAAGAACUCGGCUCCGGCGACCCCGACGUCGCCGGCGACGCCCUUCCACGGAAUGUCCCCGGUCCACCUUCUCCGCCACCACAACAACCGCAGCGAAACCGACAAUAGUCUCCAAGCGUCUCCCCGGAGAUUGGCCUACGAAGUCGACCAUUGGGACCCGGACGGCUCGUCGUCUCCGACCCAAUUUUACCAAACCGACGGAAUUUCGUCGACUAAUCAGCCCCCGAAUUCCGGCGCCGCCGUCGAGAUGGGUCAGGUUGAUUCCGGGCCCUACCAGAUUGUGCCGCUGCCACAUCCGCACCGGGAGAUCGAUGUUGUCGUCCGCAACGACUUCUCUUUCGAUAAAAGAUGAUGGAAUAUGCCGUUGAAGAACACAAUGUAAAAAAAAAAAGAAAUGGACAAAAUGUAACGGACAUGAUCCCAAAAUGUUUUGGGAGAUUUUCGGGCGACUCGAUGAUAUGACAUUCUGGUGGUAUGUCAUUAAUUUUAAUGAAGAUCAUUCAAAUUGAUUGAA
This is a messenger RNA of Andrographis paniculata, 2189 nucleotides long. RefSeq names its product MLO-like protein 6. The coding region runs from base 312 to 2027 and encodes 571 amino acids. NCBI's taxonomy places the organism in Eukaryota, Viridiplantae, Streptophyta, Magnoliopsida, Lamiales, Acanthaceae. Gene Ontology annotation, biological process: defense response. Gene Ontology annotation, cellular component: membrane. The record is from RefSeq and is a predicted model, not a curated record. The transcript is spliced from 14 exons.